Sphenostylis stenocarpa is the source of this 2367-nucleotide messenger RNA. Lineage: Eukaryota; Viridiplantae; Streptophyta; Magnoliopsida; Fabales; Fabaceae. The record is from the annotation of a GenBank genome assembly.
AUGGAGGCUGAGGAGGUGCAAAUCUUCCAUGAUUCGAAUAUUCAAUUUCAGCCUGAGCCUGUUGUCUCAGUUCUGAAUGGGGAUCCUGAUGUUUCCUCAUCUGUUUCAAAUGCUGUUAACACUCAGCAGGCAGCUACAAAAAAACCAACCAGGCAGUGGGCUGCGUGGACUCGACAAGAGGAGGAAAGUUUCUUCACUGCAUUACGACAAGUUGGGAAGAAUUUUGAGAAAAUUACUUCACGUGUACAAAGUAAAAACAAGGAUCAGGUCAGGCAUUAUUACUACCGGCUUGUGAGGCGGAUGAACAAACUUCUUGGUCCAGGACUAUGUUUGGAUGCCAAAAACUCCAAAGAUACUAAUGCUGCAAUGCUUCGCUGGUGGUCUUUAUUAGAAAAGUAUAGCUGCAAGGCCUCCAAGCUUCACCUGAAGCCCCGAAGAUUUAAAAUAUUUUUAGAAGCAUUGGAGCACCAACUAUUGAAGGACCGAAAGAAGAAUGUAAGGAAGCGACCCUUGCAGGGGGGAAAUUGUCUUCCUCCUGUGCCUACCACAGUCUCAAAUCAAAGUAGAGCAUCAGGAAAUGAUGCCCGUGCUGUUAAACUUGUUCUUGUUGACAGUCAAAAUAUUCUAAAAUUGGGACCUUCAAAAUCAUCAAUGAAGCGCAAUAUAAACAUGGGUGUUAGCCGCAGUAACACUAAAGGAGAUUCAAACACCAUGAAACCAACAAGGCAACGAAAGAAAUCUGGUAUGAUUUCAACGGCAGCAUAUAAAAAAUGGGAGAAAGCUGCAAUUGCUGGUGUUUCUUUAGUUGCCGAUGCUGCAGAGCAUUUGGAGCGAGCUGCAACUGUUAGAGAGAUUGAACAAGACCAGGGGAAUCCAGGAGAAAAGUGCUCUGAUCCUGCUGAUUAUGUUCUGCCCUCUUUACCUGUAUGUCCACAAAAUCAAUUUGUUGAUAACAGUGUGAAUAGUAGUAUGAAACUUAAGCUCCAGUUAUUCCCAAUUGAUGAACCUACUCGAAGAGCAUUGGAAAUAGAUAAGCAUAAUCCACACCUGGAGCUUACACUUAGUACUCGAAAGAAGAUAUCAUCAAUUUUGGAACACCUAAACCGCAAAUGGGGUCAUUCAAGCAUAGCAGUUGGAGAAUUAAUGCUUUUUCCUUAUGGUAUUCAAAGGGAAAACUUGGUUAAUUAUCAGAGAUGGACCCAGGAAUCUACUUUUAAUGCAGCUGACAUAUAUGCAAUGAUUGGAAGUCCACCCAUAUUUCGUUUAAGGUAUGGUUGGUUCUCCAAUACUGAACUUGGGUUAUUAAAUAUGCAAGUGCCUGUAGCAUCCGGCUCCAUGCUCAGGCAGUCGAAAAGUAGUGUGUGCAAUUCUAAGGAUCAGAUUGUGAAUUCGGUUUCAUUUCCUACACCAUCAACUGAUUGCAGAAUAUCCAACCAUACUGUUAUGUCCUCUUCAACUGAUUUGCCUAACACUAGAGACAACACUGCUUACCUGAGUAAAAGCAGUGAGGAAUCUCGUUGUCCCACGGCCAACACAUUGUGGCAUGAAAAAGAUGUUAGAAAUGGAGCUGUAACUACACAGUUAGAAGACAUGGAUGAGUUAAAAUUAAGCAGUGGAACAGGUCUGUCAGCUGGAGAAUGGGCUGACAGCCUUACCAACAUUAGUGUGGGGGACCUACUUUCAGGAGUGUCCCAGGAUCUCGAAGAUGAUUGCAUCAAUCCUCCUAUUGCUGAGAGUUGUCACGAUGUUCAGCAACUUCCAUUUAGUAGUGAUUCUUUUGAUGCUGCUAUUGCUGCUCACAUUUCUAGACACCAAGACAAGAUGGAACAAUCAUCGCUGGCAUCCCAUAUGUCUUCCAUCUGGGACGCUGAAGAAACUUGUGAUGCCUUUUUAUUUAGAAAAGAUCCUAUUCUUCAUGUAGAUCGUCCUUGUUUGUCUCCAAUUGCUUCUUUAGAAUCUGAAAAAAAGGUUCCUGAAAGAAGCUUUGAUAAAUUGGAUGAGUUGUCGCCCGAAAGAGAGAGGCUUGUGGAUGAUUUUGCUCAAACUGACCCUAUGCCUAUGGACAGCUCCGAGUCUGAUGCAGAUGUCCAGGAUCAUUUAGGAAAGGAUUUUAGUGCGCUUGCAGAUAUGUAUUGGCCUGAUUCGUUGGGACCUUUGGAUUUGGAUAUACCAUCAUCGACUAAGUACCAUAGCGAAGAUCUAAUUUUUAGUGAUAGUCUUAGUGGACUGAAUCGCUUGAUAGCCAGCAGCCUGGAUGCAUUUCAGAAUUGCUCCUUUUUUGGGCUUGACAAGAAGGAAGCACCAUCAACAGUUGAGGCUCGAGAAUCUGCCACUCUUUCAGAUUUUAAAAUUGGAAGUGGUAUCUGA